AUGGCUACCAAACACUCCCGUAACACGCCCUCCCCGUCCUCUCCCGUCCCCAACCAUGGCUCAAAGCUCUCAAAAUUCCUCCAGAAGCAAGGCCGUGACCGGUCUAAAUCCAUGACAGAUCCCACUGCUGGUGGCAGCAGUGCCAGCAUUGCAAGCUCGAGCUCGUCGAGUCUCGUCCAGCAUCCAUCAGAGCCAUCGUCGCCCAAACAAUCUACCAACAACAAUCCCAGAAAAACAAGAUUCCUGGGUGGGAAGUCAAGAGACGACAAAUCCACACCCCGCUCAUCCCAUCCUGAUAAUAACUUCGAUAGCGAACGUGAGGAUUCAUUCGACGAACCACCCGUAAUAAUUGAACCCGCAGACAUGCCUCGCACACGCGCUCGCUCAGAACGUCCCCUCAGCACCGUAUCAGACAUUCACCCCUCAGUCUCCCUCUACUCUAGCUCUUCAUCAGCCCGCAUAGCAGAUCUCCCAACAAGAUUGUCCGGCUGGCUCUCUCAUACCUUCAGCACAUCAUCCACUGAUCUUUCACUGCCUUCCCUCCUCUCUCAAUCCCAUCUUUCCUCAGCCACCGCUUCUCCCAAAGGUAAAAGCUCUGCCCUUCUUACCGCAGCAAAGCAUGGGAAAGGUCACCUAGACCGCGCAAUGCGCUUCCUCAUGGACAGCGACUCAACCCCAGAUAAGUGCUCAGAGCCAAUAUGGCUUCUGGGCGUUCAGCACCUUGGCUAUGAACCACCACCACCACCUGUCACCCCAGGUCGUCGCAGCUCAGUCGAAUCUCGUCGAUCUCCAUCAUUUCGCUCUUCUGCUUCUUCUUCUCAGACUGUCUCAGAACUAUCACAGUCGCAACCUCCCUCUGCCAAACAUCCUGGCAGUAACUGGCCCCCUGUUUUUUACGCUGACUUUACUUCUCGAAUAUGGCUUACUUAUCGAUCUCAGUUCUACCCCAUCAGGGAUUCAACUCUCUCCGCCCUCGAAUCAGAGAUGGCUGUUGCAUCGCAAGGUCCACUACCUUCGAGUCCUCAACCCAAAAGAUGGAACUGGCCCGUGGGAGGAGAAAAGGGCUGGACUAGCGAUGCUGGCUGGGGCUGUAUGUUGCGCACCGGACAAUCACUAUUAGCCAAUGCCCUCCUUCAUCUCCAUCUAGGAAGAGAUUGGCGUCGUCCCCCAUAUCCUGUCCAUACGACCGACUACGCUACAUAUGUUCAAAUUAUUACAUGGUUUUUCGAUACUCCCUCUCCCCAGUCACCGUUCAGUGUACAUCGCAUGGCCCUUGCCGGCAAAGAUUUAGGCAAAGAUGUCGGACAGUGGUUCGGACCCAGUACCGCCGCAGGUGCAAUCAAAACACUUGUACAUGCCUUCCCUGAAGCUGGUCUUGGGGUGUCUGUCGCUUCUGACGGUGUAAUAUUUCAAUCCGAUGUGUACGCUGCGUCAAAUGCGUAUAUCGGUUCUCCACGACGACAUGCAAAAGUGUCUUGGGGAGGCCGUGCUGUCAUAGUCCUCAUCGGAAUCCGUCUGGGCCUAGACGGGGUAAAUCCUAUUUAUUAUGAUACCAUUAAGGCUUUGUAUACUUUCCCGCAAUCCGUCGGCAUCGCCGGCGGGCGCCCCUCUUCGUCUUAUUAUUUCAUGGGCUCUCAAGCAGAUAACCUAUUCUAUCUUGAUCCACACCACGCACGGCCUGCGGUACCUCUCCGGCCUGCUCCACCUGCUACGGAGGCUUCCAGCUUGAUGACGCGGAACCGUUGGGAGCGCGAGACAACCCCCGAUAAUGUGUCAGAUAGGCGCACUAACCAGCGCUCGCCAACUUCGAACCACUACCGCUCGCCAACCUCGCCUUCGUCGGUUCGCACAGGAUCAUCGACGUUUUCGUACCAUGCACCGAUGUCACCUUCGCCGCUACAGCACCAACUCUCGACAUCGUCCAGUGUAGCCUCAAGUGUAUCGUCCCAACCUUACACACACUCGCAACGCUGGCAGAAUGCGAGUCUGCCUGCGUCGCCUGAAAUUAGUUCUGAUAUGGAUGUGCGUGAGCUUGGUUGGGGUGACAGCGAGGGAGCAGGAGAAGCAUUGGAUCCUAUGGCGGAACAUUAUGUGAAUGCGUAUAGCCCGGAUCAACUCAGGACGUUCCAUUGCGAUCGGGUGAGGAAGAUGCCCAUGAGUGGGCUUGAUCCGAGUAUGCUCCUUGGAUUUUUGUGCAAAGACGAAAACGACUGGUUCGAUUUCCGGAGGAGAGUCAAUGACCUCAUGCAUCGCCACAAAACGAUCUUCACCGUCCAGGAUGAGCCCCCAACAUGGCCGUCCGACUCGGACGAGUUCAUGGGGCUCGAGUCCAUUUCGGAGCCUGACGAUAUGAUGGAGGUCGAUGCGGAGGAGGGUGCGGAUGAACAAUACUUUGACACCCGUUCGCCGUCGACGUCGCCUGAUGCGAGCCUCAAGGGUGGAGGAAAGAGCUCUGAGGUUGACACUGAGGAAGACCCGAUUGGGCCGAUAACGCCUGGGCCGAGCUCAACCUCAUUUGAAGAAGACAAGGAAGGACGAGCAGGUGUUGAGGGGAAAGGAAAACGUGGGUCUGAUCGAUUUGGGGAGGACGACGAAGGAGGCGAGGGUAUUGAUGAUGAUGACGACUGGAUCGAUCCCUCCGUACCGACGCCCGUGUCCCCGACACACCCGCCCACCGCGCCGCCGAUGGAGAAGACCAAAUCAAACGGGUCUGCGAGUAGCACCAGCAGUAAAGGGAAGAGUAAGAAAGGGAAGAAGUCGAAGAAAGCUGCUGUGCCAAUUAUGAAGCCGCCCACCCCGCCCGAGCACUUCCCAUUUCCGCGCUCGUUGGAGGAGAGUUUUCACGGCGAGGGGGGGGCUGUGGAGGUGAGAGGUGAUAUCGAGAGACGGAUGAACAAUGCGCGUGCGAGGGACGGGGGACGCACGCAGAGUGGGGGCGUCAAGGGAAUCUUGACGACGGAUGAUGGGGAGUUGGUGUAGGUGACUGUUCAGCGGCUAGGGCGGGCUGUGAAGUAUCUUCUUCGUUCUUCUGCGUCUUUUUGCUCACCAAGGUCGCCUCUUUUGUUAUUUCUCGUCAAGUCUGUACGGACGUGUAUUAUGAGAUUCUGUCACUUCUUCUUUCUCUUCACUUGCCUCACUUUGUUCUUAAGGUGCCCUUCAUUUUCUCCUCGUGCCUCUUUUCCCAAAUUUCAGAACUGGACCAGUGUCAACAUUGUAACUAUGUACAUUGUCACAGUCAGUUACUGCUUUAAUAGUUAUACCCCUCUCCCAUUCUCUCACUACACACAAUACGCACCAACAUAGCGACUUGGAAGGGAAUUAUUUAAGCCACUAUACUCGUCUGAAGCAAUAAUCUUGUCCUCUUUCUCAAAGACUUCGGGAUGUUGACUCGAUGGAGGGCUUGACUUCAAAAUGGUAGUAACAUGUAAAACAAAGGAAAACAAAAAUGGCAUCUCGUCAGGAUGCAGGUUGGCUGGAGUUGAUGUUUCCGAGGUUGAGCAAAUGCUCGAGCUCUUGGAUACGCUCCUCCACCACGCUCCUUGCCUCCCGCUCCUUGAUUACAAUCCUUUCUGCUUCUCGAACCGCUUCCUCCACCACGCUCCUUGCCUCCCGCUCCUUGAUUACAAUCCUUUCUGCUUCUCGAACCGCUUCCUCUGCCACGCUCCUUGCCUCCCGCUCCUUGAUUACAAUCCUUUCUGCUUCCCGAACCGCUUCCUCCACCUCCUGUAUCUAAGGUAAAUAAAUGUUGUAGUUUGUAUUAAAUAUAAU
This is a messenger RNA of Serpula lacrymans var. lacrymans S7.9, 3768 nucleotides long. It is a transcript of the gene ATG4, whose product is annotated as cysteine protease required for autophagy. NCBI's taxonomy places the organism in Eukaryota, Fungi, Basidiomycota, Agaricomycetes, Boletales, Serpulaceae. The transcript is spliced from 5 exons. The record is from RefSeq and is a predicted model, not a curated record. Gene Ontology annotation, molecular function: protein-phosphatidylethanolamide deconjugating activity. Bases 1 to 2979 code for a protein of 992 amino acids.